Messenger RNA from Cataglyphis hispanica, 899 nucleotides. Its product is annotated as phospholipid-transporting ATPase ABCA3-like. Lineage: Eukaryota; Metazoa; Arthropoda; Insecta; Hymenoptera; Formicidae. Gene Ontology annotation, molecular function: lipid carrier activity; ABC-type transporter activity. Gene Ontology annotation, cellular component: membrane; intracellular membrane-bounded organelle. Gene Ontology annotation, biological process: lipid transport; transmembrane transport. The record is from RefSeq and is a predicted model, not a curated record. The coding region runs from base 96 to 899 and encodes 267 amino acids. The transcript has 5 exons.
UCAACAAUAUACAAAAUGCUAACGGGAGACACAAAAAUAUCAGCUGGAAAAGCAGUAAUAUACGGAUACGAGUUUACAAGAAAUCAAGAAAUGGUAUGAUAGGAUACUGUCCACAAACGAACGGACUAAGUGAUUUUAUGACGGGGAGACAAUAUUUGAAACUUCAUGCGGCGCUACGCGGUGUUCCAUAUAAAUGCAUCAACGACGAAGUGAACACGUGGUUAGAUGUAUUAGAUAUGUUAGACUUCGAGAAUAUACAGAUUGCCCACUGUCCCUGGGGAGUUCAAAGAAAAAUUUGCGUAUUGCAGAGCUUAAUCGGCAAUCUGCCGAUGAUAUUUAUGGACGAACCUACCGCUGGAAUUGACAUUAUGACUCGACAUGCUGUCUGUGAAAUUUUGCGUCAAAUACGGGAAAUGGGGAGAUCUAUAUUAAUCACUACGCACAGUAUGUCGGAAGCAGAAGCAAUGUGUCUGCGUGUGGGAAUUUUGGUUAACGGCCAAUUCACCGCAAUUGGGUCUUGCGAGCAACUAAAGGCAAAACACGGCCGUAAUUUUAUAUUAAAUAUUAAAGUAGUACCAGGAUAUCAACUUGCAAAUCUCGAGAAAAUAAAAAACAUAAUUGAUGAGACUUUCCCAGCGAUAAAGUUUAAAGAUAGUUACUUGGGUAUUCUUAAAUAUGAAUUGGAGAGUGGUAUUUCAUACAGUUUUGUAUUUGAUAAACUUGAAAAGUUACGACAAAGAUAUAUGUGGAUCACAGACUUUUCUGUUACUCAACCGUCUAUGGAUGAGGUGCUUCUAACUUUAGCGAAGGAACAGAAGAAACCUCGCAUAAAAUUAACACUUUAUGAACAUCUAUAUUCUUGGAUUGCCCGUAAUAUACAUAAUAUACGUAAAAUAUAA